Messenger RNA from Galleria mellonella (greater wax moth), 4642 nucleotides. RefSeq names its product SWI/SNF-related matrix-associated actin-dependent regulator of chromatin subfamily B member 1-A (gene Snr1). The record is from RefSeq and is a predicted model, not a curated record. Lineage: Eukaryota; Metazoa; Arthropoda; Insecta; Lepidoptera; Pyralidae. Gene Ontology annotation, biological process: regulation of transcription by RNA polymerase II; chromatin remodeling. Bases 177 to 1295 code for a protein of 372 amino acids. Gene Ontology annotation, cellular component: nuclear chromosome; nucleus. The transcript has 7 exons. Gene Ontology annotation, molecular function: transcription coregulator activity.
CCAUUUUGUUUGUCAUUUUGACUUUUGACAGCAUUUAAGAAUUAGAAAAAUUCAACUUUAGUUUAAAUGCACAGGUUAAAUGAAAUAAAAUUGUUGUCGUUUAUUAGUAUGAACUAACAAUUUUAUUCACAUUUUAGAAUAAUUAUUUUGAAUAGAAAAACAUAAAUUAUAUCAAAAUGGCUUUAAGAACUUACGGCGAUAAGCCGAUUAGUUUUCAAAUAGAAGAAGGAGGAGAAUUUUAUUGCGUGGGAUCAGAGGUGGGUAAUUACCUGCGUCUGUUCCGUGGAUCCCUUUACAAGAAGUACCCUGGCAUGGCCAGGAGGACCCUCACCAAUGAAGAGAGGAAACGAUUAAUUGACAAUGGGCUCGGUCCACAUGUGUUGUCCAGUUCUGUAUCAUUGCUGAAGGCCUCUGAAGUUGAAGAUAUUAUAGAGGGGAAUGAUGACAAAUACAAAGCAGUGUCAGUGAGCCAAGAGUUAGCCACACCAAGAGAAAGUAAAAGUAAGAAGCCUCACAACCCAUCAUGGCUUCCUGUUAUGCCGAAUUCUUCACAUUUAGAUGCUGUACCCCAAGCUACACCUAUUAGUAGAUCUAGGGUGCAUAAUAAAAAGGUCCGCACAUUCCCUCUUUGUUUUGACGAUACGGACAUGACAGCUAUGUUGGAGAAUGCGUCCCAGAAGCAGGUACUAGUGCCAAUUCGACUUGACAUGGAGAUAGAAGGCCAGAAGUUGAGGGACACAUUUACCUGGAAUAAAAAUGAAUCAAUAAUUACACCAGAACAGUUUGCUGAAGUGUUGUGUGAUGAUCUUGAGCUCAACACAAAUACGUUCAUUCCUGCCAUAGCAUCAUCAAUACGUCAACAAAUAGACGCUUUUCCGAGCGAACCACCUGCUAUAUUGGAGGAACAAACCGACCAGAGGGUGGUCAUUAAACUGAAUAUACAUGUUGGAAAUACAUCACUCGUGGAUCAGGUGGAAUGGGACAUGUCAGAAAAAGAGAAUAAUCCAGAACAGUUUGCGAUGAAACUGUGUGCGGAACUUGGAUUGGGGGGCGAGUUCGUUACGGGCAUCGCGUACAGCGUGCGCGGACAACUCGGCUGGCAUCAGCGGACGUACGCCUUCAGCGAGGCACCCCUGCCCGUUGUUGAGACACCCUACCGCCAGCCGUCUGAGGCAGAACAGUGGGCGCCUCACCUGGAGACGCUUACCAAUGCCGAAAUGGAGAAGAAGAUUCGAGAUCAGGACCGGAACACGAGACGUAUGCGACGUCUCGCCAACACUACGCCUGGUUGGUAAACUGAUAUACAACUCAUUAUAGACUGUUUUAAUAGAACAUAAAGAAAAGUUUACCAAAUACUGAUAAAAACUAGCUCUUACCUGCGCUUUGUGUGUGUGACCGGGAUAUUGUUACUGACCGGAACAGAAAAUAGCCUGUAUUUAUUUAUUCUUUAUUGUACAAUAACAAUUUGUACAAGUGGCGAGCCUAAUGCCUUAUUGCAUUCUUUACCAGCUAACCAUUUGGUAAAAACAGAAAGCUAAAUAUAAAUCCUUCUCCAUUCCAUGUAGUAUGUGAGUAUCGAAUUUCAUAGGGCUUAGUUAAGCCUUUACGACAGUAUAAGGUAACAAACUCACUUAUAUAUUUAUAAUUUUAGUAAGGAUCCAUAGAAACGUUAUUUAAAUGAAAUGGUUAACAAAUGCGAUCAAUUAAUCAAUUUUUAAUUUGAACUUUGCCCAGUAAUGGGACAACGCGCAUUAAUAAUAGAUUGAUUUAUACUGCUGUUGUACUAGUCGGUUCAAUUCAUUGUUUGUUUAUGUUUUCAUUAGGUUCUUUUGAAAUAAACUAUUAUACACUCCUGUCACGAUCUUACCCAUAGAUAUGAAUGUGUAUAGAUGUCGCAAUUGUAUUUAUUUAUUUCGUUUACUUUCGUUUUCCUUAAAUAAAAACUCCUAAGUGCUUGGUUUGUUUUUAACUUAGUUUCUAUUUUCGCGUUUCUGGUUGAAAUUCUGUAAUAUUUUUUCUUCUUUCAAUACGGCUAUGAGAUUUUGUUUUACAGUGUUUGUUUUGUAAUCUAUUUAAUUACGAGGAUAAAUUAGUUUUGGAGCCAGACUAUACGGUCUAAAUGCCGGCUGUUGUAAUAACAAUAUAAUAUUAAAACAUAGAAUAGAUGUAGAUCAUUAAAUGUUAAUUUAUCGUGACAGAUGUUAAUCAUGAUAGAUCGUUUAGAUCAUCUAAAAAGACUGUAAUGGUAGGAGGUGUUAUACCACACCGGCAACACACAAGCAAUUCCUCUCGUGUUGCAGUUGUUCAUAGGCGACGGUAGCCGCUUUCUAUUGCUCUUUUAGGUCGCUAACAAUAAAAAAAAAAUUUGAUGCAGUUAUUUUACUAUUCUCGUAUAUUUAAUUUUGCUCUGAUAAGAUCGUGAAGGAGUUGUAAGUUUAAUAACUCUUUAUUUCAAAUAUGACAGUAUGGAUGAAUGAUGAUAAAACGACGGGACGACUUUAAUACUUAUGACUAAAUAGCAUCUUUUGUUUUAAAGAUUUUCCAAUUACCUAUUUGUUAAAGUUUUUUUAUAUUAGAUAUCUCAUAGCGCCAUCUAGACCGAAACUCAGCAGAGCAUGAACAAUGGGUAAAAAAUUGCUACCUCUAAAUCCGUCAGAUAUCAUGGUGUGUUACUCGUUCCGUCGUAUUUGAAAUAGAGUAUAAACUGUCAUUGAAUUUCAACACGUUGCUGAUACCCGGAGUGUAAUACGUGACUUGUAUACACAAUGUUUGCGUCUUAACAGCGGUUCAUGAAAGAAUUCCCUUAGGGUAUUAUGUAUUGACUGCGAACAUGCACGAGUUCUUGUACAGUACUUUUCGUUCUUUUAUUCUUUUACUUCUGCUUGAUAAACUUUUUCAUUGCACAUGAAUAUCUGCGAGUCUUAAAUAUCUGCGAGCUAGAAAUUGAACUUAAUGACGUUGACAUAAGGUUAUAUUUUCCAAGUCAAAUUUUUGGUGGCAACACAGAAAAUACUCAAAAAAUGGCAAUAAACACACUCUAUUACUAUAUUUAAAUAUAAUUUUUCACCCAGGGUAUUUUUCAAAAAUAGUAGAAAAUAUGAUAGAGCCUUCAGUCAAUUUGGAAACUUACCAAGGCUGUUCGAUGGAAACUCGAAAUAUAGUAAAUAUUUUCUCUUUGUUAAACUUGAUUACCUUGAUGGUCGAAUUUAAGAGUAUUUAUACUGAAGAAACGUAACGGCUACAUUCAAUUUUCAAAAAUAAUUUUUAAUAUUUCUGAAAGAUUAUCGAAAUAGUAGAUUUCUAUUUCCUUUAAAUACUAAAUAUAAAAUAACACAUGAAUUAUAAUAAGUAACCAUUUGGUGACUGUUUAAAGUUUCCAAAUACUUUUUUUUUACCAUCAAAUUUUAAAAUGUCAGGAAAGUUUAUUACGAACUUGAUUACAUGGUUAAUAUUUUAAUAAACCUAAAUAAAGUCAUAAGAACAAUUAGAUUUUAAACGUUAGUAUUAAAUUUUCAUCGAAAAUAAAGUAGAAUUGUGUUUGAAUUUUGACAUGUUUUACAGACAUUGUUAGUGUCUAAUGGAUAAACCCUUUUACGCCGUCUAGGAACGUUACAAUUUUGAGUAUGAUAAAUGAAAUCAAUACAGCUUCAAUUCAUUGCAAUGUCAAUAGACAAUUUGGAAUUUAAGAAGAACAGAUCGUGACCCAAAAUGUGACAUUCAUAGACAACGUUUGCAUUAUUUAUUGUACACUGUGACAAUAAAAAAAAUAGUUUUGUAGGUGAUGGAUGGAUAGAGAUAGCUCAACAGGCAAUUUUUAGCACUUUUUUUUUAUAGGCAGAAAGUAUUUCCAUGAAAAAGAAUGUAUUGAAUAUUCUAAACUUUAUACGAAUAUUAAAUUAAGUAAGUAAAUUGUAGUUUAAAAGAAAAAAAUAGAUUAUUCAUGAUUAGAUUUAAAAAGGUGAGGGAACAGAGCGUCGCGUAGACAUACGGUCGCUAGGGCGUGUAUCUAUAAGGAAUAUGGUUUAGAAGCAGUUACGAUAUCGCAGUGGUUCAGUUCUAUGCAUUAAAUAUUUCUUCAAUACCAUAAAGUCAACAAUCGUCCCCAAAUGGAUCAUCAAUGGACUAGCUGAGUAUCGAAAUAUAUUGCCGAUAUAAGGAUAGCGGCCAGUAGCCUUCCUUAAGCAAUAAUCGUAAAGUACAAUACGGGAAUAUAAAGUUACUGUUUCUAAUAUUUAUCAAUAGGGAUAUGUAUUAAUUAUACGUUUAUUAUAACUUAUUCAUUUAUUACAUGAAAGCUAUACGUUUAUAGUACUCGUGUAUUUUAAAUCUUAAGGUUUAUAGGUAUUUCAUUGGUUAGUUUGUAAUUCGAACCUAAUUCUAACGUUAAUAGAAUAGAUUAUAGAAUGACUCAAAAAUGUUUAUUUUUUUCUUUUUCUUCUUAACAACAAUACCGUACAUUAGUUGAUGUUGUUGUUGAUUAGAAGCAAAAUUAAGAAAAAAAAAUGUUCAUCCGUAGAUUUGUUACAUAUUAUUAUAGAUAAGAUCAGUAUUUUUUUUUUCAUUUUGAUGAUAUAUAAUACCUUUUUUGAGGUUUUUAGGGCCGGGGUGAUAGUAACUAAAGUAGUGGGAUUAGAUUGACUUU